UUCAGAUCUCUCUCAUGGCAUUUCCUCAGAAAAAACGAACACCUUCUUUCUCUUCCUCUGUUCUUGACUCUGUCUACCGUUCUAUCGACGAAUCCGACGGUCUCCAAAGUGACCUAAGAGGAUCCAUCAACGAAAAUGUAUCUUCAUCAUCAUCCUCACCAUCACCAAACAAGAAAAACGACAAGCUUACAACUCUCCGGCGAGCAAUCAUGGACGAAGAACACUGGCUUUACGCCCGAAGCAGCACCACUACCACUAAUUCCUCUGAUUCCUCUGCUUUUUCCUCUUCCGAGGCAGAGACAUAUCGAACAAAGAGAAGGUUGAGAAAGCUUGCGGAACAAGGUAAUAGAUCAGGUGAUGAGAGACAGAGAACAAAGAGAACGUCGGUACUAGAUAAUGAUAGAUUUAUCUCCAAGUCGGAUAAUGAUAAAAAGCUUAAAGCCAUGACGAUGAUCGAGGAGAUAAAGAGAUCGAAGCAGCCAGUGUCUCCUGGAGCUCGUCUCACCAGCUUCCUCAACUCCAUCUUUCAAUCUAACGCCAAGAAAGUGAAGCUUUGUUCUGUCGGUAAGACCACAGACGUCAAGUCCUCUUCCUCAUCAAAGUCUUGCUUCAGUCGAACAAGAUAUAAAACCGACAACAACAACAACAACUGCAAGAAGUUGGAAAGAUCUAUCAGAUUCUAUCCCGUUAGAGUAACUAUCGAUGGAGACUGCAGAGACUCUGUUCACAAAAACAUUACUCGCGAAAAAAAACAGAUUCCAGAAUUUACUGCUAAGAGGAGUAUCAAAGAGGAGAUUAAGACCAAACAUCACCACACUGAGUUUACUUGCAUCACAAGAAAGAUCGGUUUGAAGGAUUUUGUGAGAAGUAACAAAUAUGAAGGUAAAGAAGAUGAUGAUGAUGUUUGGAGUUACUCAAGUUCGGAUCUGUUCGAGCUCGAUAGUUACCGGAUCGGUAUGGGGCGGUACUUAAAAGAACUUCCGGUCUAUGAAACUACUGAUUUCAAGAUAAAUCAAGCUAUUGCUAAAGGCUUGCUUUUGUAGCCUUUUAUUACUUCUUUUUUUCCUUAUCAUUGAAACCAGUUUACUAAUUACCCCAAAAGAAGAGAUCAUUUUACUAUUUCUAUAUUUUGUUGCAUCAAUGUCACGUGCCCGGUUUUGCGAUUACUAGCAGCAGGUCCGGCUCAUUAAAACAUUGGACCCUGC
This is a messenger RNA of Arabidopsis arenosa, 1205 nucleotides long. NCBI's taxonomy places the organism in Eukaryota, Viridiplantae, Streptophyta, Magnoliopsida, Brassicales, Brassicaceae. The record is from the annotation of a GenBank genome assembly.